AUGAUCAAAGUAUUUGAUUCAGCAUAUCAUAUCUAUAGGGAAAAUAUUGGCCUUGCUGACUGCCUUGCAAGGUGCAGCUACAACCUGGACUUAGGCAUUUGCUAUUUUGAUAAUGCUCAUGUGUGGGCAAAUGAUGUUCUGGUUGAUGACCUUCUAAGGGUCUCUCGUUCUCGUCAGAUUUCCCUUGCGGAAGUGUAG
Messenger RNA from Prunus armeniaca (apricot), 198 nucleotides. The record is from the annotation of a GenBank genome assembly. NCBI's taxonomy places the organism in Eukaryota, Viridiplantae, Streptophyta, Magnoliopsida, Rosales, Rosaceae.